Dufourea novaeangliae is the source of this 3066-nucleotide messenger RNA. It is a transcript of the gene FIG4, whose product is annotated as polyphosphoinositide phosphatase. Gene Ontology annotation, biological process: phosphatidylinositol dephosphorylation. The record is from RefSeq and is a predicted model, not a curated record. The coding region runs from base 1 to 3066 and encodes 1021 amino acids. NCBI's taxonomy places the organism in Eukaryota, Metazoa, Arthropoda, Insecta, Hymenoptera, Halictidae. Gene Ontology annotation, cellular component: intracellular membrane-bounded organelle. The transcript is spliced from 14 exons. Gene Ontology annotation, molecular function: phosphatidylinositol-3,5-bisphosphate 5-phosphatase activity.
AUGGAUGACAAUUCAGUUCCAGUUAUUGUAUUUCAUCCUAUUAUUUCUUCAAUACAAAAAAUUGCACUUUAUGAAACAAAAUCUAGAUUUUAUUUAAUGGGAUCGAAUAAUACAUUGACUCGUUUUCGAGUGUUGAAAAUAGAUCGUAUGGAGCCAAAAGAAUUAGUUGUUGUAGAUGAUAAAAGAGAAUACACUCAGGAUGAAAUAAAAGAUCUUGUGAACAUGAUAGACAUGGGCAACCGUACGCGAAUCGGACAGCGAAAUAAUGUUGGUGGAGUUGCAAGAGUUGUUUCGGCUUUUGGUAUUGUUGGCAGCAAUUACAAACAAUCCACAUCUGACAAUGGUAUGUCAGAAGAGUCUGAGCACCAAGAAUUUCAAAAGCCGAUGCACAAACCAACUCAAACUAAAUUCACCUGGAAAACAAUGUGGCAGAGAGACAGUUUUCCACGACUAGUGCCAGCUUUCGGCCUUCUUGGUUUUGUACGUUUUCUGGAAGGAUACUACAUAAUUCUAGUCACAAAACGACGUAGAGUGGCUGUGAUUGGACACCAUACAAUGUAUAAAAUUGAAGACACUUCAAUGAUUUAUAUUCCAAACGACACUGUGCGCGUUUUUCACCCUGAUGAACAAAGAUAUGUCAAAAUGUUUCAAAGUAUUGAUCUUAGCAGUAAUUUUUACUUUAGUUAUUCAUAUGACUUAACGCAUACACUACAGUAUAAUAUGAGCACCCCAAAACACAUUAAGUCAAAUAUGCCAAAUAUUUCUGGUAAGGUCUCAAAUCAAACAGAAAAUGAUAUUGAAGACGCAGGAGACUUUUACAACAUGUGGGCAUUUAGAAAGAACCAUCAAAACAGUAGUGUCACAGAGAAAUAUACUGAUUACGGUAUACGAAAUAAUCCACAUCGCCGAUUUGUAUGGAACUCUCAUCUUUUGAACCCAGUAGAAAAGGAUUUACAUCGCGAUUGGAUUUUAUAUGUCAUACAUGGUUUUAUCGGCCAAUCAAAUGUUAGUAUUUUCGGAAGAUCUAUGUACGUAACUGUUAUAGCUAGAAGAAGUAACAAAUACGCAGGCACUAGGUUUUUAAAACGUGGGGCUAAUUUUGAUGGAGAUGUUGCCAAUGAAGUGGAAACAGAACAAAUUGUGCACGAUUCGGGAGUAAGUUCUUUAAGUAAUGGUCGCUUUAGUUCCUUCGUUCAAAUGCGAGGGUCAGUUCCUGGUCAUUGGAGUCAAGAUGUUAGCAAAAUGGUUCCUAAGCCGACAAUUACUUGUGAUUUGGCUGACCCGUAUGUAGAAACAGCAGGUGCACACUUUAAUCAACUUUUAAAGAGAUAUGGCUCUCCAAUUAUAAUUCUCAAUCUUGUUAAAAAGCGUGAGAAAAAGAAGCAUGAAAGCACACUAAGCGAAGAAUUAUGUAUGGCUGUAAAAUAUUUAAAUCAAUUUUUACCUCCAGAACAUCAUAUUCAAUAUAUAAGUUUUGAUAUGGCACGAAUGAAUAAAAGGAAAAAGGUCAAUGUUAUGGCUCGUUUGGCAAAUAUAGCUUAUAACGCAGUAUUAAAAACGGGUAUUUUUCAAUCGCAAAAUCCAUACUUUAGUCAAGAAAAUCUUUUUUCUGCUCAAUCUAAUAAUAGCAAAAAACUAAACAAAACAAAUUCAAGUACUGUUUUAGCACAUAAUUCCUACAAUGGUCAAUGUACUAUAAGCUCAACAGUUGAUAAUAUUAACAACCCAUCUACAAAUUACAAUGUCGACGUCAAAUUUACGAUAGAAAAUAAAGUAAAACAAUGCUUUAGUCAUAAGGGUACACUACAAACUGGAAUUAUUCGAACAAAUUGUGUGGAUUGUUUAGAUCGUACAAAUACUGCACAAUUUGCAAUAGGAAAGUGUGCUUUAGGAUUUCAGUUAUGUGCUCUAGGUCUAUUGGAGUCUCCUAAAUUGGAAUUCGACUCUGAUUGUGUAAGAAUGUUGGAAGAAUUAUACGAGGAUCAUGGUGAUACAUUAGCAUUGCAAUAUGGUGGUUCUCAAUUAGUACACAGAAUAAAAACAUACAGGAAGACUGCACCAUGGACUAGUCAGGGUAACGAUAUUAUGCAGACCUUGAGUAGGUACUAUAGUAACACGUUUAGCGAUCAAGAAAAACAACACACGAUUAAUUUAUUCUUAGGAUUGUUUAUACCUGAAGAAGGAAAGCCUCCGAUUUGGGAGCUUCUGACGGAUUACUAUCUUCAUCAUAAACCCGCUUGUCAGUACUCUCGUAGAAUAAAACUCUUGACACAGUGGUGGGACACCAGCGUGUUAAAGUGCCUUCCGUAUGCACUGAACGAAGUAACAAAAGCCUGUACAGAAAUAAUACAAGUACAAAAUUCAAUGGAAGAAAUGAUCGAUGUUUACUACGAUUAUCACAGGCCUUAUGAGUUGUCUUUAUUUUCUGAAGUUUAUGCGUAUCAAAUUAGUCAUUCCGUCAGAGAAUUCAUGCCGCAUUUCACAACGAACUUUAGCCCAUUUGCAGUACGCGUGCGACCAGGUAGAAGGAGGGAAGAAACCGGUAAUAAAAAUCUAAAUAUGAAAAAUCCUUCAAUGACUGGACAAAGUAGUACCAGUAGCACUACAUCAAGUGCAAGUUCUACCGAAGACUCAAGUUCGGAUGAAGAAGAAAGCCAUCAACAUACUAAUGAUUGUCAACUAAUAACUUCAAAAGAAAGUUUAGAAUUGACGUCUUUUGAGUCGUUGUUCCCAUCCAUGAAAGAAGUAUAUGGUACUCAACCUGAGUAUCCUAAAAGGAACGAUGUAGUACUGUAUAAAAAGUUUGUAUUAAUUGGACGCAAUGCCACAGAUUCGUCCGAUUGUACGAAACUUCGGUCAAAAUUAAUGCAACAAGCGUCGUUCCCAGAGACCACAACACCUGUGAUCACGCUACCUGUAGUGAAAGAACGUAGCAUCAGUAUAUAUGAACAAUAUGUUAAAAGAGCAAAUGUUGGUGGAUCAAUACCAAGUCCCAAUGAUAUGAGUUUAUAUGAAAGUUAUACAAAGCAGCAGCAGCUACUUAAAAGAUCGAUAUGUACAAAUUAA